This is a messenger RNA of Cyprinodon variegatus (sheepshead minnow), 1208 nucleotides long. It is a transcript of the gene gapdhs, whose product is annotated as glyceraldehyde-3-phosphate dehydrogenase, spermatogenic. Gene Ontology annotation, molecular function: oxidoreductase activity, acting on the aldehyde or oxo group of donors, NAD or NADP as acceptor; NAD binding; NADP binding. The coding region runs from base 127 to 1134 and encodes 335 amino acids. The transcript has 11 exons. Lineage: Eukaryota; Metazoa; Chordata; Actinopteri; Cyprinodontiformes; Cyprinodontidae. The record is from RefSeq and is a predicted model, not a curated record. Gene Ontology annotation, biological process: glucose metabolic process.
GUGUGACGUCAUGUCGCUAUGGAGACCAGGCGUUAUAAAAGCUGAAGUCAGACCCGCGAGCGGCGCACACUGACUCAAGCAGCAUCAGCAGUGAGGUAACUCCACACCCCCUAAGCAACAGCAACCAUGUCAGACCUUUGUGUUGGAAUCAAUGGCUUCGGUCGCAUCGGCCGUCUGGUCCUGAGGGCAUGCCUCCAGAAAGGCAUCAAAGUCGUCGCCAUCAACGACCCCUUCAUUGAUCUGCAGUACAUGGUCUACAUGUUCAAGUAUGACUCCACCCACGGCCGUUACCAUGGCGAGGUCUCCCAUGAUGGCGGCAAGCUCAUCGUUGAUGGCAACCCCAUCUCUGUUUUCCAGUGUAUGAAGCCUGCUGAGAUCCCCUGGGGCAGCGCUGGAGCCCUUUACGUUGUAGAGUCCACUGGAGUUUUCCUCAGUUUGGAGAAGGCCAACUUCCACAUCCAGGGGGGCGCAAAGCGCGUGGUUGUGUCUGCCCCCUCGCCUGAUGCCCCCAUGUUCGUCAUGGGAGUGAACGAGGACAAAUACGACCCGUCCUCCAUGACCAUCGUCAGUAACGCCUCCUGUACCACCAACUGCCUGGCUCCUCUGGCCAAAGUCAUCCAUGACAACUUUGGCAUUGAGGAGGCUCUCAUGACCACAGUCCACGCAUACACAGCCACCCAGAAGACAGUGGAUGGCCCCAGCUCCAAGGCCUGGCGCGAUGGCCGUGGCGCCCACCAGAACAUCAUUCCAGCUUCCACCGGUGCUGCUAAGGCAGUGGGCAAAGUCAUUCCUGAGCUUAACGGCAAGCUGACAGGAAUGGCGUUCAGGGUGCCAGUGGCCGACGUGUCUGUGGUAGACCUGACCUGCCGCCUGUCCAAGUCUGCAUCCUACGCCGAGAUCAAGGAGGCCGUGAAGAAGGCGGCGCACGGGCCCAUGAAGGGCGUGCUGGGUUACACUGAAGACCAGGUGGUGUCCUCCGACUUCAUUGGCGACACCCACUCCUCCAUCUUUGACGCCGGCGCCGGCAUCUCCCUCAACGACAACUUUGUCAAACUCAUUUCCUGGUAUGACAACGAGUACGGCUACAGCAACCGUGUUGCUGACCUGCUGCUCUACAUGCACUCCAAGGAGUAGAACCUUCCUGUCCUAAGAGACAGUGAGGAAAGGGACCACCGUUAACCAUCGUAUACCCCUCCCUUCUCUUUUAC